AUGAAGUUCCACACAUUAGUGCUAAUUGCGGCGUCUAUUUCUGUUGCACUUGCUGAAGUUACAUCUCUUGGGCAAUGUCAUUUCCAUGGUUUAUCACAGUUCUGUAUCGAUAAUGAAGGAGAAGAGGGAACAAUUUCUCCAGCUCCUACGAACACUGAAAAUGCUCCUCUUAGCUAUACUGGUUGUCAUAGCCAUGGCUCAGAUAUAUACUGUCUACACGGAAGCUCAGAAGUAAUGUUCUUGUUGGAAUCUGAAGCAGACACACAUCAAAGUAGCUCGGCAGGAAGAAAAUGUCACUUCCAUGCUGGAGUUGAACACUGCGACGGAGGAAGUGAGGCAGAAGUAGAACCUACUUGUGAGAGAUACGACCGUGAUUACAACAUACCACUUAGAAUUGGGCUCCUUUUUGCAAUAUUAGUUUCAAGUAUCAUUGCAGCCUUUGGUCCCUUGUUCUUGAAGAACUUGUUUAAGCUAUCCUUGGAAGGUUAUAUUGCCACUGUUAUAAAGCAAUUUGGUACCGGUGUUAUAAUUUCUACCGCGUUUGUUCAUUUGCUUACACAUGCCGCUCUUAUGUGGGGUAACUCGUGUAUUAAGCUUAAAUAUGAAGCCACCGGCAAUGCCAUUUCGAUGGCCGGAAUUUUCCUCGCAUUUCUUGUUGAAUUCAUUGCCAGUAGAGUUCUUAGAGGAAGAUCAAAAAUGAUAGAGAGCUCCACUAGAGUUCAAAAAGGAAAUGACGAUGAGAAGAAUCUGGCUACCAGUUCUGAUGAAAUUAGACCACAGCCCGUUGUUGGCUAUGACCAUUGUCAUGGUGUUUCACCACAGGACAAGUUUUCUGUCUAUAUAAUGGAAGCUGGGAUUAUUUUUCACUCCGUUCUUAUUGGUGUCACUUUGGUUGUUGCUGGAGAUUCUUACUUCAUUACUUUAUUUAUAGUUAUCUUAUUUCAUCAAGUCUUUGAGGGAUUGGCUUUGGGUGCAAGAAUUGCUGAAAUCGAUAAUGCCAAUAUAGUCACUAAAAUGAUAAUGGCAGGACUCUUCGCAGUAAUCACUCCUGUUGGCAUGGCCAUUGGUAUUGGUGUAUUGAACAAGUUCAACGGUAACGACCCUAGCACUAUCAUAGCUUUAGGAACUUUGGAUUCUUUUUCUGCUGGUGUGCUUAUUUGGACUGGCAUUCUUGAAAUGUGGGCCCAUGAUUGGAUCUUUGGUCAUUUAGCCAGAGCUCCAUUGUUGAAGACCGGAGUUGCCUUGAUCUCCCUCGUUGCCGGAAUGAUACUUAUGAGUUUUCUCGGUAAAUGGGCUUAA
Molecule: messenger RNA, 1299 nt
Organism: Scheffersomyces stipitis CBS 6054
Lineage: Eukaryota; Fungi; Ascomycota; Pichiomycetes; Serinales; Debaryomycetaceae
Gene: ZRT1
Product: Zrt1p
Exons: 2
Coding region: 1-1299 (432 amino acids)
Biological process (GO): zinc ion transmembrane transport
Cellular component (GO): plasma membrane
Molecular function (GO): zinc ion transmembrane transporter activity
Source: RefSeq, a predicted model, not a curated record